AUGGCUCGUUCCCGACUUGGCUCAAUGUCAGGCCUCUUACCAGUUUUUCUCCUCUCGCUUUGGGCCGCCUUCCUUGGCGUAUCGUCUGCAAGCGCCCUGUUUCCAUCGAUCCCGGAAAGCGUCACCCUCAAUAAAUGGAGCGCGACUCGUCGGAUAUCUCGGAUCUCCUAUACGCCCAUUCGCGGCUCUCGCAUCAGCAGGCGCAGUCUCACGGAAGUCGCGUCUUCGGGCGGAAUCAGAAGCAGCGGGGAGAGGAUGCGGCAAACGAAGCUUCCGCAUGGAGUCAGAGCUCUCAUCGACACCAGCGCCCAGGCCGCUGGUGCAUCCGCUUCGAAUUCGGCACCCAAGAACAUUGGCUACCACUGGGAUGAUCCUAGCGCCGCCUACAUGUGCUCUGCAGACGCCAAGUACUGCGGGGUCAUGCACGAGCCCAUCUCAGUGUACCUCAUAUGGUACGGCCAGUUCGCGGAGGCGCAGAAGCAGAUCAUGCGCACGUUUAUCGAAUCGCUCAAUAACAGCAACGACGCCUCCCUGACAGUUCCUAAGUGGUGGAACAUCAACCGGCUCUACUACGACGCCCAAGGGAACUACAUUUCCGGAUCCGUUACCCUGAAGGGCGAAAUCGACGACACUCUUUACUCCAAAGGCACCACUCUGUACAACUCUGGAGUCGCCGACCUUGUUUCUGCCGCUGUGAAUGACGGGAAACUGCCCUACGACAGCAACGGAGUGUAUUUUGUCCUCGGGGAUUCCAAAGUGGCUCAAGAGGACGACUCAAGCUACUCCCAGGCAGGAUUUUGCAGCAGCUACUGCGGCUGGCAUGCGUACACCCACGACAACCUCGAGCUUGUAAUCUCGUUUGUUGGUAACGCGGUAACCAGGUGCCCCGAGGGCUGCAUCCCGCCGUACCUGAACCAGCCGGGGGCGGUGGCGCCGAACGGCGACGCGGGGAUGGACGGGAUGGUGUCGGUGUUGGCACAUGAACUCGCAGAGGCCACCAGCAGCCCCUUCCUCGCCACGUGGUUCGACGACCAGGGCGAGGAGAACGCUGACAUAUGCGCAGGGGAGUAUGGAGAUGUAACCCAGGAUGCAACCACAGGGGCAUACUUCAACCUGGAAGGUGUCCGAGGAUCUAAGUUCAUUGUGCAGGCGAAUCUCGACCCGGUUACUGGCAGCUGUGUGGUGCAGUCUGAUGGGCCUGAGGCUCUGGGAAGCUCGAGCCAGCCUCCCUCUUCAGCUGGGCCUACUCCCAGCCCCAUGGCAUUCAGAAGUAACAACCGUCCGUCGUUCCAUAUACGAGCCAUCGUCGCACUUCUCCUCUUCGCCACACUCUCCUCCAUCGCCUGCGCGCGACAGCACAGACGACUCCUCAAAUGGCGCAAGCGCACGGACGAUGACCUGCUGAUGCGCGGCGCGAUGCCGGAAGGAAUCGCGCAAGUCGUCGACACGAGCAGCAAUGAUCCCGCCACUUCAUCGUCCGCUGCCGUAAACACCGCGGCUACUUCCGCCUCCGCCGCUUCUUCCGCCCCCGCCCCUUCCCCCGAGGCGGUGAGCCAGAUGAUCGCCUCAGCGCUCCGCGCACCUUCCUCCUCCGCAUCCAUCUUUCCGCCCCGCGGCUCCCCCGCUUUCCACAACAUCGACCCGCACUGGGAUGAUCCCGAGGUUUCCAAAGUGUGCAACCCCCUUACAAAGUACUGCGGCGUUAUGUACAAGCCCAUCUCGGUGUACCUUAUAUGGUACGGCAAGUUCACAGACGCGCAGAAGCAGAUCAUCCGCACGUUUAUUGAGUCACUCAAUAACAGCAACGACACCGACGUUACAGUCACCAACUGGUGGAACGUCAACCGUCUAUACUACGACGCGAUGGGCAACCAUAUCUCCGCAUUUGUGACUCUAAAGGGGGAGAUCGACGACGCGGAUUACUCCAAGGGCCGCACUCUUCUAAGCACCGACGUGGCGAAACUCGUCUCGUCCGCGGUUACCAGCAAGCAGUUCGCGAACGACCCGAACGGCGUGUAUUUCGUCAUGGGAGACGAAACGGUGGCGCAAGAGGAUGACACGGCUCCAGAGAAAUCCGCGUUCUGCAGGAACUACUGCGGGUGGCACUUCUACACGCGCGACGCUCUUGAACUCCCCAUCGCGUUCGUUGGCAAUGCCGCCAAAAGGUGUCCCAAGCGCUGCAUCCCUCCCCAUCUCAACCGCCGCGGAGCAGUGUCACCGAACGGCGACGCGGGGAUGGACGGGAUGGUGUCGGUGUUGGCACAUGAACUCGCAGAGGCCACCAGCAGCCCCUUCCUCGCCACGUGGUUCGACGACCAGGGCGAGGAGAACGCCGACAUCUGUGCACACGAGUACGGGGAGGUCAAGAAGGAUGCGGUUACCGGCGCGGUGUAUAACCUUGUUGGCGUGCGCGGGUCGAGGUUUUUAGUGCAAGCGAAUCUGGACCCUGUGAGGGGGGCGUGCUCGAUUGAGGCGGACGGGCCUGGAGCUGAUGUUUUGACGAGUCAACCGGGAUGGUUGUGA
This is a messenger RNA of Closterium sp. Yama58-4, 2523 nucleotides long. Lineage: Eukaryota; Viridiplantae; Streptophyta; Zygnematophyceae; Desmidiales; Closteriaceae. The record is from the annotation of a GenBank genome assembly.